This is a messenger RNA of Hemibagrus wyckioides, 1986 nucleotides long. Its product is annotated as E3 ubiquitin-protein ligase TRIM35-like. Bases 50 to 1462 code for a protein of 470 amino acids. Lineage: Eukaryota; Metazoa; Chordata; Actinopteri; Siluriformes; Bagridae. The transcript has 6 exons. Gene Ontology annotation, molecular function: zinc ion binding; protein binding. The record is from RefSeq and is a predicted model, not a curated record.
GUGAAAGCUUGACUAUACGGAAGUUAGACAAUACCACCUGCAAAAGAAAAUGACUUCUAAGUUUUCAGAAGAGGAUUUCUCCUGUCCUGUGUGUUUUGACAUCUUCAAGGAUCCUGUUCUCCUGCAGUGCAGUCACAGUGUGUGUAAAGUGUGUUUGGAGCAAUACUGGGAAGCUAAAGGAUCCAGAGAAUGUCCUGUAUGUAGGAAAAGAUCACAACAGAGUCAGCUACCCACAAACUUUGCUUUAAGAAACCUGUGUGAGACUUUCCUACAGGAGAGAAGCCAGAGAUCAUCACCAGAGUCUGGAACAGUCUGCAGUCUGCACAGUGAGGAACUCAAACUCUUCUGUCUAGACGAUCAAGAGCCGGUGUGUUUGGUGUGUCAGACAUCAAGAAAACACACUGACCACAAAUUCUGCCCCACUGAUGAGGCAGCAACAGACUGUAAGGAAAAGCUCAAGACUGAAUUAAAGCUCCUGAAGGAGAAACUGGAGAACAGUGAAGACUGCAAACUGAACUGGAGUCAGAUUGCAGAAUAUAUACAGAUUCAGGCCCAACAAACAGAGUGUCAGAUUAGGGAGCAGUUUGAGAAGCUUCACCAGUUUCUACGAGAUGAAGAGGCAGUCAGGAUCGCUGCACUGAGAGAGGAAGAGGAGCAGAAGAGUCAGAUGAUGAAGGAGAAGAUUGAGAAGCUGAGCAGAGACAUAUCAUCUCUUUCAGACACAAUCAGAGCCAUAGAAGAGGAGAUGAGAGCUGAGGACGUCCUGUUCUUACAAAACUACAAGGCCACAGUGAAAAGAGCCCAGUGCACACUGCAGCAUCCAGAGGAGCUUUCAGAAGCACUGAUCCAUGUGGCACAACAUCUGGCCAACCUGAAGUUCAGAGUCUGGGAGAAGAUGCAGGACACUGUCCAGUACAUGCCUGUAACACUGGACCCAAACACUGCUCAUCCUCUUCUCAUUGUAUCUGAUGAUCUGACCAGUGUGAGACUCAGUGAAGAAGAACAGAAGCUGCCAGACAAUCCAGAGAGACUACAUGCCUGCUUAUGUGUCCUGGGCUCUGAGGGCUUUAACUCAGGGACACACUGCUGGGAUGUUGACGUUGGAGACUGUGCAGCCUGGUCACUGGGUGUGAUGACAGAAUCCGCUCAGAGGAAUGGAGAUAUAAACUCCAGAACUGGACUUUGGUAUAUGUGGUAUUAUGAUGGUGAAUAUGGAGCAGGUUCUACACCACAGCCACACAGUCUCCUCACAUUAGAACAAAAGCUUCAGAGGAUCAGACUGCAGCUGGACUGGGACAGAGGAAAUCUGUCAUUCUAUGACCCUUUUACUGGCACACAUGUACACACUCUCUCACAUACAUUUACUGACAGAUUAUUGCCAUAUUUAGCUAUUGGUUCUGAAAUGUCUCCUCUACAGGUCCUUCCCACUGGAAACUAUGAAAAUGUAAAUCUCUUAAAAUGAACGCAAGCUCAGCUCGUAUAGCUGAGAGUUGCACAGCAUGGAGAAGCUUUUCAUAGAUGUCUCAGGUAUUAUUUUAUUCUAGAACUUGAAACAGAUUUUCUUGAAUGAUGUCCAUGCUGCCUUUUACAAUAAUAAUCUGACAUCUUUUGGCUAUCGUAAUACAGAAAUAUUAAAUAUAUUUAUUUCAUGUCACAUUUAAUUACACAACACUCUUUUCUGCUGGAUAACCUCCUACAUUCUGCAGACUGUAGAAUUUGUUUGGUACAAGUAAAAAGGUUCAGAUUUAUGUUGUUAGUCAGUCUAUAUAGAUUCAUAGUCAGACCCAGGAGGUCAGCUUUUGCCUUGCUAGAAGUAUCCUUUAUUUGUAUUCAAAUGAGACCAUUACCUAGGGAUUAUCUACUGAUAGCCAUGUAGUCCAUCCUUGUUGUGGAAUCUGUAUCUCUACCCAGAUGAAAGCAGGAAGAGUUUGCAGGUAUCUUCUGUACCGCCAAAUCAAGGAGUCUCAUAUCGCUUUGACCCAGGCU